Messenger RNA from Dreissena polymorpha, 1900 nucleotides. RefSeq lists its product as uncharacterized. The transcript has 5 exons. The coding region runs from base 126 to 947 and encodes 273 amino acids. The record is from RefSeq and is a predicted model, not a curated record. NCBI's taxonomy places the organism in Eukaryota, Metazoa, Mollusca, Bivalvia, Myida, Dreissenidae.
CACUCACUUUCAUUGUAAUUUUUAGAGUGAUUGUAUCCGCCCUGUAUUAAUCGUCGUUAACUUUUUGUUUAUUGGUCGUGCAAAGAGCAAGCGGGCGACAUAUAUGAAAACUCAACAUUUGCUGCAUGUCAUAUUCGGAUUUACCGAUCAACAUUAUGGAUACGUGUGUGAAUACUCACGAGCGAUGCGAGUACUUGGCUUCUAUCGGAAAAUGUGUCAAAAAUCCAAAAAGGAUGCUAGCUACCUGCAAGAUGGCUUGUGGUUUGUGUCAUUUAACGACAAAAAAAGAAAUACAGAUAUCAACGAAAUUACCUGAACCAUCUUCGCUGACCAUAACGACACCAAUGACAUCACCAGCAUUAACGAGUCGGCCGACAACAUACAUCAACGGUACAGCGACAGCAGAAGUUGACCGUUCCAUAAAUGGUUCGGAUUAUGUAACGCGCACCACAUUUGGAUCUAAACCAAUAGAGAAAACUGGAAUGGAUCUAGCGAUGGUUAUUCCUCUUCUAUGUACCUGUGUUGUUGCGGUUGUGUGUGUGGUUGCCAUCGUUGUGGUCGGUGUGAUAGUAAGACGCAGAAAAAGCCGACGAGCAAAACAAUCGAGACAGGAACAAAACCGAGUCGAUCAGGACACGAAAAAAAUGGUUGAGCAGGAUAAACUUAUAUAUGAUGAGGUUCAUGAAUAUUUAGCUCCGGACAGAUGUAAUACCGUCAGAGAAGACUCCUUAUCAAAUCGAAUGAACAAUGAACUUUCCCUCUCGACGUCUGACGUAAUCGAUUAUGCGACCUUUUGUGGAGUGAGUGUGGAAGAAGAGAGCAUCUACCUAACUCCUAUAUCUGAAUACGAUAUCACAUGGGGCCCUGUUGGUGAACCAAUCCAUGCAGCUCACUAUGAUAGGCAUAUAUGCCAAGCACCAAACCAGGAUCAUAUGGAUCAAUGCUAACUUCUCUUACAGAUGAACGUAAUUUUGCAGUCUGAAUAAUCACAAACAUAAACGGUAUUUAAAGUAUUGGUGGGAUUUGUACACAUGAUGCAUUAUGCGUUUUUUCUUCAGGAGUAUGCCUGUUGUCUUACGACACUUGUAUAUAUGUUGUGCGUGAAAACUGUUGUGUAUUUAGCAUAAUACACUUUAUGUUGCACUUGCUUGAUAUGUUGUAUCUUUGUAUUGUUUGUAUAUAGUCUGACAUAUUUGUACAUAUGUUCCUUUUGUGUGUAACGUUUGUCGUGUUUAAUCUGAAUAUAACGUCUGUCUGUGUAUAUUAGAAUCAAUAAGACCAGUGUUGUUUGCAUUUUAAAUAACAUAAAGGUUGUCAAAGGCGACUUGUUGUUUUUGUCCGGAUAAACACUACAUGUAUAUACAUGGUUUGCGUACAACGAGUUAUACCCCACGCAUUUAAAUAUCUAUUUAUCUCUUAUCGCCAUCUGAAUUUUCCUCCAAGACACGUCUUCUAUAAAGACUGUUGGCAUGGAACUGAACACUGAUUUUGGCCUUUAAUAUCUGCUCGGAAUCCCAUACUUACAUUUGCUUUUAGAAGGAAUCAUUAACAGUUUUUGGUAUUUUUUAAGUGUGUCAGUAAAUGCAUUAAGAUGGUUUAUUUUAACAAUAAAACUGUAGAGCUCCAUUCUUUUAACAAUGAUACAAUUUGAGAAACAGACAGACAAGACAGUUUCCGACGGGGCUCGAACGAGUUUCUUUUGGAAUAAAAAUCUUAUGCCUUAACCACUCGGCCAUAUGGACUAUCAUACGUUACAAGUCAGUAUAUACCUGAUAUAAGUGAUCCACGUGUUAUCAACUGUGAACGGAAACCACAUUCCAAAUUAUAAAAUCGUUUCGUGUUUGUAACGCUUUAUACGUCUAUGAAUUUCAUACGAUUUUAUUUCACCAAUAAAGCUUUA